Erinaceus europaeus (western European hedgehog) is the source of this 5279-nucleotide messenger RNA. RefSeq names its product maestro heat-like repeat-containing protein family member 1. The transcript has 41 exons. Lineage: Eukaryota; Metazoa; Chordata; Mammalia; Eulipotyphla; Erinaceidae. The record is from RefSeq and is a predicted model, not a curated record. Gene Ontology annotation, cellular component: cytoplasm. Bases 91 to 5076 code for a protein of 1661 amino acids.
AUUAGCUGAGCUCUUCUCCGGAGUGCUAUUACCUAUCUUGUGUAGAUAAGGAGGACAGAAGCAGGGACUGGACUGAGCCCUGAAGAGAAGAUGGCUACCUCCUUGAAGCAGAAGGACUUGGAAUGGGAGAUUUCAGAGAAGACCAAGAAGUUUAUGAUGGAACUCCAAGUAACUGGUCAGGUGUCAGCAGAUAAUAUCUUCCAAACCCUCAAGCUGCUGGAAAUCAGAAUCCUGAAUAACAAACUAGCACUUCCCUUCUGCCAGAAGGUGCUAGACAUCGUCGUGGACUACUUGAGGACCACAAGGCCACAGGAGGAACUGGAGGAGCUAUGCACUACUGUCCUGAUUGCCGCGGGGAAGCACUCGCCCAGCAUGGUCAUCGAGAAGCUCUGGGACAGGUGGUUCCUGCGCACACUGCCACCCAAGAGCCUCCUGGUUGCGGUGGGGCAACUCAUCAUGUGUCAGGGCACAGCACACUACAUUGGCACCACGUGGGAACACAUCCUGCGACUGGUGAGGAUGGCCCAGGAUGAGGAGGACAUGCUGGCCAUCUGUCACGCACUCAGUGGCCUGGCCAUCAGCACUCGUAAACACCUGGAUCUGGGGGCGAAGGAUGACGAGGUGAUGGAUAUCACACAGGAGGCCCUGUCCAUCAAGGCCUAUCACACCCUCCGGCUGCUCUUUAACCGCUGGUCCCUGCAGAGCAGCAGCAAGGUGACUGAGCCAGCUCUGGUGGUCAUCGGGCACCUCUUCUUUAUCAUGCCUCCAUCCAAGCUCAAGAACCACGUGAACCGUCUGACACGGUGGUUGAUGACCCUGAUAUCCACAAAGGUGGCCCCAUACUACAUCUCCCAGUGCAUCUGCCAGCUGGUGGACGCGCUGGCGCUCAGUGGCUAUGGCGGCAUCAACUUGGAGUCACAGCUGGAGAACUUCAUGUGUAUGCUGUUCCGGCAGAUGAAUGAGAAGGUCAUAAGCUCGGACCACCUUUCUGUGCAAAACCACAACCUGGCUCAGCGUGCUCUCUACACCCUCACCAAGCUCUACAAUGAUCAGGUGGUGCUCCUUAUACGCAAGACCAUGGAGUCCAAGGAUCCGAACAUGGUCAUCUCAGCCCUGCAACUCUUCAUGGAUGUCUUCCAGGAUGUGCCCCAGACAGAGAAACUGAGGUCUGAGGUGAUGCAGUCCACCCUUGCCCUGAUCCAGGAGGACCUCAAACCUGUGCGGAAAGCCCUCCUGCUCUUCAUUGAGGUGCUGGGUUAUCAUGGCUACUUGGCCAUGCCGCAGGAGAGUGACAUCAUCAGCUACCUCAUCAAGCUCAGCCAGACACACCACUCGAAUGAAGAGGACAUCCAGCUACUGUGCUCCAAGCUCCUGCACAUGGUGUCCCUGCCCAAGCUCAUCACCCUGGCGUGUGAGGCCAGCAACAUGUCGGCCCUCGUGCCCCUGAGCAGGACCAUAGAGGAGAUCACUCUGAAGGCCCAGAUCCAGGGCCAGGCUCCCUACCUCAGUGGCUUCCACCUCAGCCCCACCCAGUUCAUCUCCCCACAGAAACUCCUGAUCCAUCUUGUGGUGGUAUCCUUGAAGCCCUACAGAGAAAAAGACUUUGGUGUGAGCUCCCUGAAGCUCCUGUGGGCGCUGCACCCUCUCACUUCCCUGCACCCUGUAAUCAACUCCAGUGUGGGCCAACUGUGGUUGAGGGAGGUCCCUCUGCUGCUGCAGAUCCUGGAUGAACACAAUGAGAGGAACCUGGAUCUGAAGGCUUGGGAGGACAGGUUGCUGAAGUUCUCCAGCCAGUCACUGAUGGCCAUCAGUGACAAUGACUGGCUGGAGCAGCUCCUCAGCGUUGUGCUGGAGAAGAUCAGUCACUUCAAUGAGGAGACACAUCACCCCAGCGAUGAGAAGGCUUUCUUAUACAGAUUCUUUGGUUUCACACUGAGGACCUCACGGAACAUGAAGCUGGUGGAGACCAUGCUCUCUGCCAUCCUCCACACCGCCCAUGAGGAGCAGCCAGAGAUGGAGGGCAUUGCCGCGGCGCUCAGCAUCGUGUCCAUGAGGCACCUGCACACGGUGCUGGACCAGCUGAGGGUCUACAGCACUCUGCUCACGGACAAGGACUCUUCGUCCAUCCUCAGGAUGCCCAAGGAGCAGCAGCAGAGGGAGUGGGGGCUGGUCUGCCACACCGUCUACUUAAGCUACGGCAAGAUCAUCUUGGAGAGUCAGGGCGCUAUCUACAAGCAUCUCGAUGCCAUCCUGACCUUGGUGCUGCACCACUACUACAGCUGCAUUGUGGAGAAGGACAAGAGCCUGAAGCUGGAGUACCUGAGUGCCCUGACCAAGCUCACCAACAUCCUGAGCAACCAGCCCAUGGCCUUUCAGUUUGAGUUCCCCCACAAACUGGACAUUGUGGUCUUCAUGGUGGGUCUAAUUCGGGAGGAGCCCCUGAACGCCAUUUCCAGCCCGAUUCGGCAGAAGGCCAUGCACAUCCUCACAGACUUCAGGAAGCUCAGGCCGCUCUUAGAGAUGGAAGAAAAGACAGAGCUGCUUCGCACCUGCAUCAAGAGUGUGCUCAGCCUCCCGCCCACCGACAGCAUGCUGAAGGAGGGUGCCAGCGCCAAGGAGAACCAGGCUAAUGUGGACCUGUUUCGGGAGACCCUGCAGACCCUGCGGAGGCUGAUCGAGGCAUUGGUCGCUGAGAUGCCAUCUCGGAUCCAGCACUACCUGGAGCUCCUGGACCCCUGGCUGAACUCUCAGAAGGACAAUGAGCGGGAGCGGGCCAUGUGGUGCACAGCUCGCAUCCUCGGCUUUACUGCAAAAAUGAACACCUUCGGAACAGAGAUCGAGUUCACCCGGCUGGGACGGUUGGUGAGGCUGCUGGCCAUUCGCUGCCAGGACCCCGUGGACAACAUCUGUUUCUUGUCCUCCCAGGCCGUGUACAACCUCUACUGCAUUCUGCUCCUGCAAAAGCAGCUGGGAAGGAAGAAGCAGGGCCAGUGGGAAGAAGAGGGCCAGGGUCAGGUCUACAGCGCCCACGUGUUCUACAACAACACUUUCAAGAUCGCCAAGGCAUUUGCAGAGUACUUUACUCAGUACCAGCUCACCAACCUGGUGCUGACAGCCAUCGAGGGCCUGACCGACACCAGGGCCAAGGUGUCCCUGGCUGCAGCCCAGCUCAUGAGUGCCGUCAUGAAGGAGCGGGGCCGGGACAUGCUGAAGAUUGAGGAAGUUGUGGAGGGUAUCCUUGAGCGCCUCAACGCACAGCUGGAGCCCAGCACGAAGGAGGAGGUCCUGCGGGCACUCUGUGCACUGGCGGGCAAUAAUGCCCAUGUUGUGGUGCCCAUGCUACUCAACAAGCCGCUGCCCUGGAACAGGACCAGCCUUACUGCGUGGAGGAUGUUUGGCACACAUACCAAGACUACCCUCAACAUCUUGCAGCUGCUCAUCGGAAUCCUGGAAAAGCUGCCUCCCAAGGAGGACACCAGGGAGAUGGCCUUCCAGCCCGUGGCGGUGACCUGUGCCCUGUGUGAGAUGUUGUCGGGGUGCCCGUGCCAGGGUGCUGUGCAGGAGCUCUACCCCCGCCUAUUGCUGGCCGCACUCUGCCACCUCUACUGGGUGAUCGAACAGAGUGCCCCCCAGAAGAUGGUGGUGUACAGCAAGGAGGGGGAACAGGGCAGUAAGAACAAGCCCUUUGACCCCACAAGCUGUGCCCUGGAGGUGGUGAAAUUGGUGAUCUUGGCAGCCAACUAUGAGGGCGUGGUGACUUAUGCCAACCAGCACCACUGCUGGGAGCUCCUGUCCUCCCCUCAGUGCUACUACAUGGGGAUCAUGAACUUGGCCAGUGGCAUUGUGAAGAACUGCAAGCCUUCCAUUCUGCACCGCAUCCUGAACCUGGUCAGGAACCUCCUCAACAGCCCAGAUGAGCGGCAGAAGACCCUAGCCAGGACCUUCUAUGCACAGCUCCUCUGGCACCGCUCGGUAGCUGAGACCCUGGGGCAGGACUUUUUGGGCAAUCUGGUCAAGUGGAUCAAGGAACCCAAUUUCAUCAUGAAGGAAUUGGGACUCCGGGGAAUCAGCAACCUGGCCCUGCACCCAGGACAGCCCGAGGUUCUGAAGAGCCAGGUGCCACUGCUGCGGGACUGCUUGAAGGCCGAGGCGCGCGUGACACUGCAGGCAGUGAAGGGCCUGCGCAACAUCAUCUGCCACAGCAAGGGCGAGGACACCAAGGGGGUCUUCAGCAGCGUGGCCCGCCAUCUGCGCCCACUUAUCAAUGACGAGCGGGAUCAGGUGAGGAUCACCACCACUUGUGCUCUGGGACACAUGCUGCGGCAAGUGGACAGAUUCAAGCCUGGCACCGUGAUCCGCAAGGAGAUCUAUACCUUCCUGGUCCCAUUGCUGCUCAGUAUCCAGGACAACAACAAGGAGGUGGUCAAGGCCUGUGGGGGGGCGCUGACAGAGUGGACUAACGUGAUUGGUUGGUCGUCACUCACAGAGACCUUCCGCCACACUACACUGAGCGACCACAUCCAGGUGCUGGAGGAGACCUGCAAGUACUUGGUGGGCACAGGAAAGAUGCAGCUGGUGGGGGAGAUGCUGACCCAGAGCUUUGGUUUCUUGAAGAACCCCCAGUCUUUCCUCAGGGCUGCUGCCAUCAACUUCAUCGGGUUCACAGCUAAGACGGUGAGCUUGCAUCAGAUCCAUGAGGCUGACUUGCAAGUGAUACAAAAUGCUCUGGAGAGUGUGGAGAGAGACCCUGUGGAUGGCAUCCAGUCGCUGGUGAGCGUGGUGCUGAAGCAGAUGGACGAGAGCGUGAGCCCAGUGGCGGCCCCAGCGCGCAGCAGCAUCCUGAACUAUGGCUUCAAGCUGUCCGCGCCCAAGAGGCGCAAGCGGCUGUUCAAGGGGGGGCAGCUGGAGCGGGAGGCAGGGGCAGUGGCCACGGCGCAGAAGCUCUGGGGGCGUCUCCGGAUGCUGCAGACUAUGUGCUGCCGCACAAGAGCCCGGGUGGACGGUGCCCCGAUGCUUCUGCCUCCCCUGCAAGACGCCGCGCCUGAGAUGCGUCUCGGGGCGCCCCAGCCAGUCUGAACCCAGUGGGAGCAGUGCCUUCAGGGGACUUCGGCCCUGCACUGGUGGCGGGCUGGGGGUAGGGUGGGGGUGGGUGGGUGGUCUUGCCCGCUGGGGGACCCAACUUGCUGGGAGAAAUCCCGCUCAUGUUCUUUCCCUGCUGGGGCCUUGGUUCUCAGCAUACAUCCCGGCCAAUAAAACAUAUUUUCCUUUCCUUUUCCUUC